GAAGGACGCACGCUGGCGGAAGUGACGUAAACAUACCGAGACGCCGGCUUCGGGAGGGUGGAAAGGUGUGUUUGCGGGGAGACCUAAGUGGGUUAAAAGACCCGAUGAAUAAGGGAAAAGGCGGGGGGGGGGGGGCAACAGUCCUUUGCCUCUUUAUGCCCUCUGCGGGAGGGUGGGUCCUAAAGAGAGGGGCGUGGCCAAUCCCAUGUCACGCCCCCUAGGAAUCCCCUAUUUCUUUGUUUACAUACAGUCACAUAGCUGUCAACUUUCAGAUUUGAAAAUAAGGGAUCAGCAGCCUUACCUGUCCCAGGGAGCCUCGAAAAUAAGGGGUCAGCAGCCUCACCUGUCCCGGGGACAGUCUACGGGAUAUCUAACAAUCCGGGAUAGCAGCGGGAAACAGCGGGAUUUCCCACAAAAAAAGGGAAUGUUGACAGCUAUGUACAGUCAGUGCUUUUUUUCUGGGGGUACACAUACACCUAAACAUUUUGUGAAUCUUUGCACUUUUGUCGUUUACUGUUUUUCCCGAUAUGAACUAUAAAAUGGUGAUUUUCUUGAGUCAAAAUGAGAAUAACCCUAAACAUUUUUUUAAGGAAAAAAAAGCACUGCAUACAGUAUAUCCUGCCAGUUCGUGAAGGAGAAUUAAACAUAAUUCUCUCCCAGCUCAACCUCCUCCAGCUUGUUCUCUCACAACAUGCUUUAAGGGACUGGUCAGGAAUGAAGGGGCAUCAUAGUCCCAGCAGCGGCUGAAGGGCAGCAGAGUGGAGUGGACUAGCUGAAGAAAGGUCACCUCAUGGCUUCGGGGUAUUGACCCUGGAUCUCUCCCCUAAUCUCAGUGUGAGGUACUGAGUUACUACAGUCUCAUACCGACUCACCACUGCUUCAAGGAGGGGGGAAUCUACUCACCUGUAUAUCCAACCUUUAGAGAGCCAAGAGGACUCGCUUUUCUAAAUUUACUAAUUUUUUAAUGCUCAAUCUUUACUGUACUCUUCAUUAUUGGUAUUUUUUAAAAAACAAAAAUUGUACAGAAUAUCUGCAGUGUUGGGAGUAUAAGGAAUGAAGGUGUGGUAAACCACGGCAUCGAAUUAACAUGAUUAAUGAAACAAUCUAAACCGCUUGCUGCUAGUUUGAUUCACAUCUUGGCUUUGUCUCCAGCUUCCUGUCACCAUACACCUUUUUUCAGCAUGUAUUUGUGUAUGUUAAAGUAAGAUUAGAAUACUUGCUUGCUUAUGAACUUGAAUUUUUGACCUGCACAAAGGAUUUUCUACAUUGCUGUCAUAGCAGCUAGGCUGGCCUGGUGGAUAUUAUUAGCAAAUGCUGCUUUUUCCAACUGGAGACAACUCUAGAUGUUUUUGAAACCAGCCUGAUUCCUGUAUUUUUUUGUUUUUAAUGCCUGACAUUUUAUUAUGUUUUUAUAUGUGUUGGAAGCCACCCAGAGGGGCUGGGGCAACACAGCCAGAUGGAUGGGAUAUAAAUAAUAACAAUUAUUUUUAUUACAUUUCUCUCCACUUAAGGUUUUGCCACCAUGAGGCCUCUGCAUCACCAGCCCUGUCUCCUCCUAGUUGGAGAAGGAAACUUUUCCUUCUCUGCCAGUUUGUGUGAAGCAAGGAGUUGUGAGGCUCACAUUGUUGCUACUUGCUAUGAGAGUGAAGCUACUGCAACUAGACAAGCUGUUGCCAAGUCCAACAUACAAUAUCUGAGGGACAGAGGUAAAAGGAAGAAGAAAAAUCAAAAAAGAAAACUUGUUUGUUGCAUAAUUUCUGAUAGCUGUUGUUGGAGAACUAUUUUCAUCAGAGCAAAUUGGCUUCUUGGGACUCUGAUAAUGGGCUUGCUGGGAUGCCACAGGAUAAAUGGGGUUGCUAGGAUCCUGCCUAGACAUGUAAACCUUCUAAAUAAGUAACUGGAAGUCCAUCUGUCCUCCUCUUUAUAGCAAGUUGGACUUGCCCUGCAGUAGGUCAGAUGGAAGAAGCAGGAUUAAGGGACCAGGGAAAUGAAUGGUGUUCAGAAGCCACGGUUGCAUUUUCACAAUAUCUGAUUAGAGCAAGUUGAAGAAAAUUGAAAAUAAAAACAUUAUUAGAAACUGUAGGAGGUAGAGGAAAAAUUGGAUUGUGCUUGUGGAAGUUGUUCCACUUGUUCAGUGACUUCCCAGAGCAGUUAAAUGAAAACAAAUCAUGGCUCCACCAUAGCCAGGCCACAGUCACACAGUCAAAAGGAAUCAGUUACAGCAUUGUCAUCUACAUUCUUGGCACAUUUAGAGAGCUGGAAAGGAUCUUGUUUCAGUCUAGCUUGACUUGCUUCUUGAGUCACUUGAAGCUAUUUAUUGUAUCUGCUGUGUACUUGUGGGCACAACAAUCAGGUUUAGGUGAAUUAAUUUGUGGAAGACCUUGUCCUGAAGCAAGGAACUGUGAUGUGGGUAUUGGGUGAGGACCCUGCAAAUUCAAGCCUAAAGAAUAUAUAAAUUUGCUUUCAGUUGUUACCUUUGUUGCAUUGGGAAUACCCUUCCAGGCAGUGUCUCAUUAAGAUAAUGAUAAUAAUAAAGAUUCUGCCUUUUUCAAGUGCCCAUUAAAGUGUGUAUUGCAUGAUCUCCUAGUAUCUUACAUAUCAUUUUUCUUUUACCAUUCCAGGUGCUAAAGUUCUCUUUUGUGUUGACUGCACAAAACUGAAGGAGCAUUUUUUGCCAGCUGAUUGGAAAUUUGAUUGCAUUUAUUUCAACUUCCCCCACUGUGGGAGAAAAGCUGGAGUGAAAAAAAACAGGGAGCUUCUUGCCAGGUUUUUCUUUAGGUGAGGCCAAAAUGAACCAUGUCAAUGUACUCUUGUUACUGGGAAGGUGGUGUGUGUUAAUUUCAGUUGAUGUUGCUACCUAACACCAAAACCUGUCUUCAAUAUAAAAUUGAUAUAAAUGUGAGCCAGCUAAGUUCAGAUGUUCUGGUUUUAUACAGGCAGGCAUAUUUAGUUGAUGCGCUUUCUUUUAAACACUAUAUACAAAUAAAUGCUUUGUUGCAAUUGGCUGUUUUGUGCAACGAGGCAGUGUGGUAGCAGAUGGUCUGUAUAAGUAGGGGAAAUGCACCAGGGUUUUCAUGCAAGAGGUGAUGGGCAGAGAACUAAUAAUUCUGCGCCUUGGAGUUCCUAUUAAUUUUUGCAAGUUUUCCAGCACCUCCAGUUAGAGGAACUAUAAAGAUCCUAUUUGGAGCUGAUAAGGUCUAGUGAGAAAAUAUAAGCACUAUGUGUUUCCCUCUCUUUGUAAUCUUUCUUUUGCUGAAAGUUUCUUGUCAUACCUGCCCAAGCACAGUAACCAAUCGUAUAACACACUCUUUCCCCUCUCAAAGUGCAACUCUCACAAUCCUUCCCCCACCCCCUAAAAUAUUGCUAAAAGCAACACAGUCCAAGGACUUCUUGGAAACAGCUUAAUAAGGCAGCAGAGUGUUGCCUCAGGCACAAAAGAAUGCUACCCAUUACUCCUCUGUUCCUUUUCCAGCUGUGCAGAGGUCCUGGCAGAGAAAGGCAAGGUCCAUGUGGCACUUUGCAGAGGGCAGGGUGGUACCCCUGCAGACCAGCCUGUGAGGGAAUGGCAUAACAGCUGGCAAGUAGUGGCUAUGGCAGCGGAGGCAGGAUUUAUUUUGAGCGACAUUCAUCCAUUUAACAUCGGGGAUGCUUGCGGAUAUAAAUGUACAGGUUACAGGUAAGUUGCAGCACAGCACAGCAGAUGGUGGCAUUCCAGAUGUCAUUGUGGGUGUUGCCAUGGUAACCAGCAUAUUAGCAUCUGCUCUUGCUUCUGAAGCUCCCUCCGUGUUUAAGAAACAGCAAGGAAGUUUCUUUGCUGGAUGUUGCUUUAUAAGAUUCCUGCCUCUAGCAGCAAGAGUGCUAUAUUUUAUACCAGCCUUUCCCAGUCUGGUACCCUCCAGAUGUUUUUGACUGCUGACUCCCACCAGCCUUGACUCAUUGACCUUGCUGGUUAGGGUAAUGGGAGUUAAAAAUUCAUGGAGGACACCAGGAUGGGGAAGGCUGCAUUUUAACUGUCUUUGGUUCUCAGGACUUUAUCAGGUUAGUUGAUAGAGGGAAUGGAUUGGAUCUCAAUCUCCAGUUAAGUGCUACACAGAUACUGGGGGAAAGAGUCAGUAGUUUCCCAUGCCUUCCUUCCACCAUUUACUUUCAGCCAGCCUGGCAUUUAUACCAAGGCCCUGAAUCUACAGUCGUACCUCUGCUUAUAUCCCUCUGGAUAUGUAAACUUCAGGUUGUGAACGCGGCAAACCCAGAAGUAAUAUACUUCCGGCUUUUGCUGUGCAUGCAUGCGCAAAAGUGCUCUGCACGCCACACGCAUGCGCAGAAGCGCUCAAUCACGCCGCGUGCGUGCACAGAAGGGCGCCUCCGGUUACAGACUUUUCAGGAUGCGGCCGGGCCUCCGGAACGGAUCCCAUCCGUAACCAGAGGUACCACUGUAAUUGGUUUACUGUUGAUCAUGUAGCUCAGCAUAGUUUGUUUGGUUUCAUGCUUGUGCGAAUAAAGAGUGUCUAUUUAACCAUUCUUGGCUUGUUUGUUUGCAGGAGUCAGGAUAAACCUUUUCAUGUAGAAGGAGCUUUGAAUCACAUAUUCACACAGAGUGUGCCUUUUCAGCAUCCCAAGCCUAUGAUCUGUCAAACAGAACUGGAAGGAAAGUUGGUUUCCUUCCUUGUUCCAGAGAUAUUUCUAGAUAAGAUUAACAGGUAUGUAACUGAGUUUCAGCACCCAUUUGAAGUUAAUAAAUAUACAGCAUAGUCACUCAGUUGAGGACUGUGGAAAAUUCAGUAGGCAUCUUAUUUUCUUAGCCCUGGGGUGAUCUUUAGACCAGUCCUCACAAUGUUAAUUUUGAUACAAGUUCCAUUGACUAGUAUUUACUUCUGCGUAGGUAUGGUUGGCGUUACAGUCUAAUCUUCAUCUAAAGUUUGUAAUGUAUAAAAUAUAUUGUGGUUUAAUGGAUGUUUGCUGAAUCCAAAUCCUGGGGAAAGCUGCAUUCAAAUUCUCCUUCAUGGGAUCUCUUUGUAGCUUUGAACUACUAGAGACACGAUAUCCUGCUGCCGUUACUGCUGGAAGGGGGCUCCAGCUGUCAAAAGACAAAUAGUCCUGUCUGUCUUGGAUCAUCUGGAAGAAAUAUUUGCUGCCAGAUGGUCUUCCCACCUGCAAAACUCACUAAGGAUCAUAUAGCUCCUUUGCACAUUUUGGCGCUACAUGAACAGAGUGCUGUUCUUUAAAAUACAAAAUCCGAGCUUAAUGACUUGCCUAAGAAUAUUGCUUUCUGUUGUUUUUUCCCUGUUUUUAAAUAGGGGGUUCCUGGAUACAAAUUCGGAACAUCCUAUAAGAACAAUAAACGAAAAGCUCACUGAUGAGCUUGGCAAGUCUUUCCCAGUUCAGAAAGUGAGUGCUUCUCUUUCCUUGAUGUUCCAAGAUUGUCACAGCUCUUCUUCCACUCUGGAUGCCACUUGGAUGGUUCCUGCUGCCCAAAGUAACCCAAAAGCCAAGUCUGUGGUUAAUAAAACUGCAGCGGAUACAGAGGCCUUUGCCUUUCCUUCUGGCUUUCCUGCCUGGGAUGAUACAGAUCUGGGUGGCAACUUGAUCAGCUGGGAAAGAGAUUGGAUCUUUGGACAUUAUUGUCUCCGACCUUCCCUUCUUGUUUCUCUUCACAGAACUGUACGAGACAGAGAGCUUCCUCUGGGGACUUUCCUGGUCCUCAGUGGGCUGGCAUUUAGGAAAUGCAAGCUCUCGGCUCAUGCUCUGCCCAUUUUUCAUGAGUCCGUUUUUAUCUGUGUGGUUAAUAAGGGCACAGAAGAAGCGUGUAGCCAGCUCCUUGCAGAAAACCUUACAAGUACUUUAUGUGCUCUGCUCCAGCCUUCAGGCUUCAAGCUAGACUGUACAGCGGACAAGCCAAAGACACAGCUAAAUACUUUUGCGAAUCCUGAACUUCAGCUCCUUAAAUCAAAGUACUUUUUCAGUGUGACCCCUGACACUUCUGACCCAGACGCAGAUAAACUUUGUGUAGGGACCGUAAGUACAAUGCCGUGGCAGCCUACAAGCAUUGAUAGAGAAAUUAUUUGUGCUUCACUGAACCUUGAUCUUCUGGCCAUGCAUGUAUGUGAAAUCUUUGACUGGCGCAUGCUCUGGACUUCUGACGAGCGCUUCCUAAAUCAGUUUGCAGGAGGGCAUUUAGGUCCGUUCAAGAGCUUUUCCCUCUACCCGGUCUCCUACGUUCAUGACGUCAGCUUCUGGGUUCCGAAACCAGAAGAGUUUAAUGAGACCCAGCUCCAUGCCAUUGCCAGGUGUGUGUCUUCUGAAUCAGUGGUGUCUAUCCAACUGCUCGACAGCUUUCGGCACCCAGGCACAGGGCAAACCAGCCUCUGCUACAGGAUCACUUACCAGUCUUGUGACAAAGCACUGAGUCGCCAGCAGGUGGCAACGAUGCAGAUGAACCUUAGGAAAGAAAUACAGCGCUGUCUGCAUGUGACACUUAGGUAGUUCUUUAUCAUUCUGUGCAGACAGGUUUUGUUGGACUCCCUAAUUCAAAUUAGCUGUGUGUGUUAACAUCAGGCCAACCGUAGCAAGCCUUUUAUAAAGGCUGGAUGGGCUUGAAGGUGGUGCAUACACCACCUUCUUUCUAUUUUCCUAUUUAAGGCAAUAAAGUCAAACACUUUAUAAACCUUG
Messenger RNA from Podarcis lilfordi (Lilford's wall lizard), 6666 nucleotides. The record is from the annotation of a GenBank genome assembly. Lineage: Eukaryota; Metazoa; Chordata; Lepidosauria; Squamata; Lacertidae.